Eremomyces bilateralis CBS 781.70 is the source of this 892-nucleotide messenger RNA. RefSeq names its product light chain 3. Gene Ontology annotation, biological process: cellular response to nitrogen starvation; macroautophagy. Gene Ontology annotation, cellular component: fungal-type vacuole membrane; cytosol; autophagosome. The coding region runs from base 231 to 590 and encodes 119 amino acids. The record is from RefSeq and is a predicted model, not a curated record. Lineage: Eukaryota; Fungi; Ascomycota; Dothideomycetes; Eremomycetales; Eremomycetaceae. The transcript is spliced from 3 exons. Gene Ontology annotation, molecular function: phosphatidylethanolamine binding.
CCUGCCCCGCUACUUAGACGCAGCUGGCUUCUGGCUUGCUCACCAACGGUCAACUCACCUGUCACCACAACCUACCUUCUGUUCUCACCGCCGCAAACCUGAACUUAGUAACUCCCUCACACCUAAACAUUUCCUCGUAUCGUCCUUAAAUCCUCUCUCGCAUCCCCAGCUUAUCGAACCCGAGACCCCUCCAUCUUCCUUCAUAUCGUCCGUCCGUCCUCUCCACCAUCAUGCGAUCCAAGUUCAAGGACGAGCACCCUUUCGAGAAGCGCAAGGCUGAGGCCGAGCGGAUUCGCCAGAAGUACUCCGACCGCAUUCCGGUCAUCUGCGAGAAGGUCGAGAAGUCGGAUAUCGCCACCAUCGACAAGAAGAAGUACCUGGUCCCCGCCGACCUCACCGUCGGCCAGUUCGUCUACGUCAUCCGCAAGCGCAUCAAGCUGUCGCCGGAGAAGGCCAUCUUCAUCUUCGUCGAUGAGGUCCUGCCCCCGACCGCCGCGCUGAUGAGCAGCAUCUAUGAGGAGCACAAGGACGAGGACGGCUUCCUGUACAUCACGUACUCCGGCGAGAACACGUUCGGCGAGGCGUUGUGAGGGAUGACGAUCGACCGGCGAUGGAUUCCAACCUCGCCCAUCCGAAUAUUUGACCUGGCGUUGGGGAACCCAAGCCGCACUAUCACUCGUGAAGGCGUUCGGUCAAUCAUGUUUUGUUAUAUGCGAUCGCGGUCUCAUCCUUGAUGACUUGGACAAGUUGCUGAAAGAGCUGCAGAGCAGAGGAUAUGGAUCUAUCCUCCUGCGCAAGAACACAGAAGGCCGUUGAGUAGAGGCGAUGCGGAAUCGCUCGGCCAUGGGAUAGCUUACAAUCUUCAUCAUUACUGUAUUCGGUGCUUCUUAAG